Molecule: messenger RNA, 4600 nt
Organism: Pieris rapae (cabbage white)
Lineage: Eukaryota; Metazoa; Arthropoda; Insecta; Lepidoptera; Pieridae
Exons: 16
Coding region: 200-3088 (962 amino acids)
Source: RefSeq, a predicted model, not a curated record
GUCAGAUUUUGGCAGUUGUGUUAUCUGCCAAAUUCCAAACUAAAUUGUGUGGGACAUUUUCAUUUUCGUGUUAUUCUGAUAAACUUAAUUUUUUCUUUAAUUUGUUCAGUAUUAUCCGUGCUUGUACGUUAUACAUUCAAAAAAAUUAAAUGUGAUUAAUGAAUAAGUGCCAAAUUAAUGUUGUGGUUUAUUCGGUAUUAUGAAUCAGUUUGAUCACAAUAUAAACAAAGAUAAUAUGAUCGAUUCUGAUCUGAUUGACGUGGAAUCCUUAGAUUUUUCAGAUGAACAGACUUGGUUGUAUAGAGCAUCUGGUGACUCAGGAGAAAGGUUUGAUUUAUUUGAAUACAAAUUAAACUUUGAUUGGCCUAUAAAUGAAGAUGAUGAUUAUAUCAAAGCAAAAGAAGACUUACUGGGAGUUUUGGAUAAUGUACUCAAAAAUCAAGCUGCAGCAACGGACAAGCAUAAAUUCGAUUCACGUACGUUCGUGAGACCAAAACGUCGUCCACAAAGACCUAGCAUACAGAGUAUAGUCGAAGUUAACCCAGCUGUGUCGCCCCACCAAUCGCUUAACCAGUCCGCUAACAAGUAUCUCACAUACAACAAGUAUAACAACCCUUUGGGCCCAAUCAGCCCCAUGUUGCGGCUGAAGACGUUCAAUGUUGAUGUUAAUACGGAGAAUAGUAAUGUUAUCAAAGAGUUUGCGGUGAAAAGGCGUAGUAUGGCUCUGGAUGAUGACCCACAGUUGGAAGAUGGCACAUCAGAGGACCGGAUGUCGGAUCAUACACGGUUCAAGCCAAUAAACAUCGACUACUCACAACCGGCGAAUAAUCUACACAAUACGUUUAAUAAGGGUUUGAAUAUUUUUGCGGAUAGAAAUAGUCUCAAUAUGUACCAGAGUGGAGAGUCACUCAUGCGCAUGUCACCACCGAGUCUUGUAUCAUCACUUGUUAUGGAAAAUUCGGGCAAUUUCAACCAUGACUCACUCGAAGGAAAGAAAUCGUUGCCGCAUAGGGAUUCAGGUCCACCCACCUUAGGUCGUGAGAGUAUUAAUCCGAUGAUGACCAGUAUGACUUUGAGUAUUCUUGAAGAUAAAGACAUGAACACCAGUUUUCUUUCGCAAACAACACAUCCAGAUAGUCUUCUAGAUUCUCUUCCGCCUAGCUUAGUUAAUUCUGUCAACUCUUCCUAUAUUGUGUCGAAUUCUUUGAGAAAGGCAGACACUCCAGACACAAAUAUAUUUAGUUCAGCCACUUUCACACGUUUAGAGCAAUCAGAGAAACUUCUAGCCGCUCGACCGAGAUGUCAACUAUUCAAUACAUUCAAACGGGACUCGAUAAAAAAUUCGGAAAGCUACACCAAAGCGAGGGAAGAGGCGUGCCAAAUCGAUACCGCGAAAGUAUUAAACGAAAAUAGUGAUAAUUCAAAAGAGUCGCCGAAAAGAAAUGGCGAGAUGAGCGAAACAAUAACGCUGCACUUCUCAAAUAAAUUCAGAGAUACGGAUGCGGAAAAAGAAAAUCUCAAUACGACGUUCGAGAAGGACGAUGCGUUUUUCAAUGAGGUGGAGGUACAGAGACUUGAAGGGAAGACCAGUUUGAACGUUACGAUGGAAAAGCAAGAACUAAACGAGAUCAUUCAGGCUCGGCAGAAGUUGUCUUUGGCUAGAAAGGCGCUUCCAGAAGCUGAUAAAACUCCAACCGACACAUCUCCCAUUAAAACGAUACAACUACCUAAUCAAACUAUAACAGUGCCACGACAAUCUAUGGAAAACGCAGCAGAGUUAUUAACUAGAAGAAGAGUCAUGAAGCAAGAGGAGUCGUUGAGAGAGCCACCGAAGAGGAAUGCCACCUUCAAGAAAGCGUCUCCUAAAACCAAUCCAAUGGAUUCAACUGUAGUGUACGUAAAAUCAAAUGAAACACACAUCAUUGAUAUUAAUUCAGCUACUAUGAAUCUGAUUGACAGCACCGAGAGGACUCUAAACCCCGAUGAUUGGGGACUGGAAGACCGCGCAAUGGUAGGGUCAAGUGAAAGCGCUGAAACCGAUACGGGAACAUUCAGUUCUAGUAGUCCACCGGAUCAUGCUGACCCUAAUUUGCACGUCGCUUCAACACCUCUAGUACUAAAGAAAGGGGUGAAGAAUGAGCUUUUGAACUUGCAACAUACGAUUUCGCCCAUUUAUGACAUCACAGAUCAGUCAUACACGGUCAUCAAAGUUCCGGAUGGAAAUGGUAUGGAGAGAACCUACGAUCUGAAUACAACGGUGAUAAAUAGCGGGACGGUGGUUAGACGGACAGCGCCUAAACGUGAUAUUUUGACCGGAAAGUCCACGCCAGAGAAGAAAAUAACGAACCCAGUACAACAGAAACCAAAUUGUAUACCUUCUAGUGCUGGAGUUGUAAGAACAAUGCCUCCUCCCACCAAUGUACCAAGAAAAAUGGCUUUGCCGACGUCUAAGUUGCGACAGUACAGCUCACAUAGAGAACUCAACCGGAUACCAGCUGGAAGAACGAUUCCUGGUAUACCGGGACGUACGAUGGUGAGGCGUAAUGUGUACGCGUCAAAUCCUGCUCUUAGUCCCACUGCGCCUGCGCAGACUAUCACACAGUUGCCGCAAAGGAGGCAGUCGGUUGUUAUACCGCCACCGCAGCACGAGGUAAAUGUCGAUAUGCACGUGGAAAAGCUAUCGAAGCCUGCGUUUACAGCGCCACCGGCACUCGUGCGGCAGGGAACGGAAACUUUGCGGAGAGAAAGGCCGCAAAGCCAAUUGGCUCAACCAAAAGAUCUGCGAUUGUCGGCCACGCCCAUCGCGACCAGUGUUCCCGUCUCCAUGCGGAAUCAUUUCGCUCCCCCACCGUGUUCGCGGCCAUCUUCUAUAGCGUGUGCGUCACAACUCCGCGUUUCGAGGCCGACUUCUGUGCCCUCGCGUCAAGUGGCAGUGCCAGCUCAGAUGGAGCCGCAGCGGCCUCAAACGGGACUCGAAUCCCGUGCAUCCGCAUUACCGAGACCUUCACGUCUUCCUGCGCCAAGGCGUAUGCUCAGACCGCCAUCAGUAUAUUCAGUUGCGCCGACGGCCGACGUGGACCAAUAUUGACCUCAUGUGCCAAGAUAGGGUCGUACCCUUUACAAAUUAAUAUACCCAUUGACAUAGAUAAUAGUCUCAGCUGUCAAAAGCGUGUCAAUAUAUCGUUUGAAAUUUCACUUUUGUUUCUACAGAAUUAUCUAUGGAUAAAGAAUUUCGUUUUCUUUGCUAUAAUAAAUACAAAUAAAGUAACAUAUUAUAAAUUCAUGGAAAAAAAUAUUUCUGCCCCAUUCCAUUAUUUAACGGGACCACAAAAAUAUUUAUAAUGUUUAGGCAUAAAAUUAGAAAAAUCAAAUUUGUUAGACAUGACUAUGAGCUGAGUCUUUUAUCUAUGUCAUAACGACUGAACACGAUUGUGUCUUUUCUAAAUAUUUUUUUAAUUUUUAUAUAUAUUUUUAGUAAAGGCGACGUUUCGUCAUAGAUAGGAGGCGAUACGAUUUUUGAAUUUGUGAAAUUUUUAAUUUUAGGAAAUCAUAGAUUAUAGAUCUGUCAAAUUGACGUUGACGUUUUGAGAUUUGUUUUUUAAAACUAAGGUAACUUAAAUGAAUUAAAGGAACUUUUGAUAUUGAAAUUCAAUAAAAUAAAAAGACAUACUUAACAUAUUAUUACAUCAGAUAUUAAUUACCAGCACAUAGUUCCUUAUAUUAUUUUGUCUAAACGAUUAAACAUACAAAAUUUUCUUGAAAAUUUUGCUAUGUACGAAAUCGAAAGGUAUGAAAAUCACUUUUCAGUAAUUGAAAAGCCGAUUGAUAUUUCGACCUUAAAUCUAAUUUGCUCUCUUUAUAAAAUCAACUCCACCUUUAACACGAUUUGGUACAAACUUAACUUUAAGACAUUUUGGUGAUUGCGAAUUAAAAUUAUGUAAAAAACUUAUUUAUUUCAAUUAAGACACUCGCAUUUUUAAUGUGUAGGGACGUGUAAUUAAUUCGCUUUAGAUAUAAAAUUUAUUAUAUACGAGUAUUUACUAACGUUUUGUAAAAUAUGAAACCGAUUAAAACGCACAAAUCCACACCAUUUAAGUUUUGAUGCGAUUUUGUUUACUCCCUGUAUAUUUAUGUAAAAUUGUUGUAUAUUAUGUAAAUUAUUAAUAUACCUUUUUAUCUAAAUCGCCUAUUUUUCACGACAUAUCAAGUUUUCCUUCAUGGCUUAGCAAUAAAUCCAUAUACUCGCUACAGCAAUCCUAGUAACAAUAUACAACCAUUUUAUGAAAACCAUUAUUGAAAUAAAGCUUGUAUAGAGACAUUUAGCCGGCUUGUAAUUAUAUUAAAUUAUACGACUGUCAUUCCACUGUAUUUCCUAAAAACAUUACAAGAUUUGUUAUUCUAUAGACUAGAAAACUUCUCUCAAUAAAUAUUUCAUACAAAACGACUAUUAAAUUUUAGUUCAGAAUAUUUUAAUCCAAUGAAAAUCAAAAAUUGGGAUUCGCUUUAAUCCUUGUGUUGUGCUGUGCGGUUAUUUUGACACGUCGUGCCUUAGGUAGAAUAAGAAAGUUUGUUUUCAUUUUCUAAUAAAAAGUAUUUACAA